Chanos chanos (milkfish) is the source of this 1764-nucleotide messenger RNA. RefSeq names its product MAGUK p55 scaffold protein 7b (gene mpp7b). The transcript is spliced from 17 exons. NCBI's taxonomy places the organism in Eukaryota, Metazoa, Chordata, Actinopteri, Gonorynchiformes, Chanidae. Bases 1 to 1764 code for a protein of 587 amino acids. The record is from RefSeq and is a predicted model, not a curated record. Gene Ontology annotation, molecular function: protein binding.
AUGAACGGUGUGUGUAGGCUGUUGGCCUCUCUGCUGUACGGGCUGGAGUCUUACAUGGAUGGGACGCCGGACAGCAUUUUUCUACAGGACAUGCUCAUGGGAAACACCCUGCAUCUGCUCAUCAAGGUCUAUGACAGACUGCAGCGUUUUAAAGCUCAGAGGCCAAUCCCAGUGGAAUGCGAUGCAGAGCGUCUGACCCAGGAGUUGGCUGAGGAACUGCAUACCAAAGAGGCCAGUCCAGAAGUUGUUGAACUACUAUUCCUUCUGUCCAAACCCCAUCUGAUGGGUCUUCUCUUUGUACAUGAUGCCGUGGCUCAAAAAGAUUAUGAACCAGAGCUGCCGCCAACGCCACCUCUUCCAGAUGACAGCGAUGAGGAAGAGGAAUCAGUCAAGAUCAUCCGACUAGUUAAAAGCCAGGAGCCACUGGGAGCCACCAUUAAGAGGGUGUCGACAGGUGCCAUUGUUGUGGCCCGAAUUAUGAAAGGCGGGGCCGCAGACCUAAGUGGUCUGAUACAUGAGGGAGAUGAGCUCAGGGAAGUCAAUGGAGUUCCAGUGGAAGACAAAAACCCAGAAGACAUCAUACCCAUUCUGGCUCAGUCAGAUGGGGCUGUGACCUUCAAAGUAAUACCAGGCACCAAAGGAGAGCUCGCAGCCAAAGACGCAAAGGUCUUUGUCAGGGCACUAUUUGACUACAAUCCAAUAGACGACCCUGCCAUUCCAUGUAAAGAGGCUGGACUGGUGUUCAGAAAAGGAGACAUCCUAGAGAUUAUGAGUCAGGGAGAUGACACGUGGUGGCAGGCCCGCCACCAUGACAAAGCCAAACCCAGAGCUGGACUUAUCCCUUCUAGACGGCUUCAAGAAAAGAGAGUUGCUCUGAGGAGGCCCGAAGCCCUAUUCCACCCACAAAGACAUUCAAAGCCUGACACUGGUAAGAGGAAUGAGGGUGCAGACUAUGGAGCAAUCAGUGGAAUUCAUGUAGCGGGCCUAAGGAGGAGUUUCCGUCUGAGUAGAAGAGAGGCUCAGGAUAGGUGGAGGAAAAGUGAUGGUCAGGUUGCUAGCCAGUUCCCAACCUAUCAGGAGGUGGUGCCGUACCACAAGGAGCCUGGAGCACAGCACCGCCUGGUGCUUCUGGUCGGGCCUGCAGGGGUGGGUGUGAGUGAAUUAAAAAAGAAAUUGCUGAUUUCUGACCCUGAACGAUUUGAUGUAGCUGUGCCACACACUACCCGGGCUCCCAGAAAGCAGGAGAGAGGUGGAGUGGAGUAUCACUUUGUCUCCAGACACACAUUCGAAAAAAACAUACUCGAGCGCAAAUUCAUUGAGUAUGGUGAGUAUAAAGGGAACUACUAUGGAACCAGUGUGAAUUCGGUGCACAAGGUCCUAGAGGAGCAUAAGGUGUGCCUGCUGGACGUGGAGCCCAGUACUAUUAAGGACAUUUACACAGCAGAAUUUAAGCCAUAUGUGAUAUUUGUGAAGCCACCUCCAUUAGAGCAACUGCAGCUGAGUCGGAGAAAAGCAAAAGUCAUCUCCAAUGAGGAUGAAGCCAAGCCCACAAAGACUUUCACAGAGGAGGACUUUGAGGAUAUGAUUGCCUGUGCCCAGGUCAUGGAGAGCGAAUAUGGCCACUUCUUUGAGAAAAUUAUCGUUAACGAUGACCUUGCUAUGGCCUUUAAUGAGCUGAGAGCAGAGCAGAGCAGACUUGAAACCGAAACCCAAUGGAUCCCUAAAACAUGGGCUCAGCCAUGCAGUGACAGGAACCUUAAAUAA